Messenger RNA from Westerdykella ornata, 3015 nucleotides. RefSeq lists its product as uncharacterized. The transcript has 3 exons. Gene Ontology annotation, molecular function: RNA polymerase I general transcription initiation factor binding; RNA polymerase I transcription regulatory region sequence-specific DNA binding. The coding region runs from base 1 to 3015 and encodes 1004 amino acids. The record is from RefSeq and is a predicted model, not a curated record. Gene Ontology annotation, biological process: nucleolar large rRNA transcription by RNA polymerase I. Gene Ontology annotation, cellular component: RNA polymerase I core factor complex. NCBI's taxonomy places the organism in Eukaryota, Fungi, Ascomycota, Dothideomycetes, Pleosporales, Sporormiaceae.
AUGGCUAACACUGGGCCUGCCGCCCUGAACUACGGUCACUAUGGCCAAGCAACUUAUAGCAGUGAGCACGGCACAUGGAUAUUCGACAGGCAACCUGAACACCGAGGAAUUAUACGCCAACUGGGGUCCUGGAAAAAGUUGCAGCAGCCUUGCGGGGACCCUGGUUCCAGCCAUGACAACACUUCCGGAUGUACCUUCAACUCACGCAAUGUGCGACAGGCCGCGAGAGCCAUCGGUCGCGAAAACCCGGACUUGGUUCCUUCGAUAGAUAUCCUCCCUGAGCUUGCUCUGCUGUCGGCCGCCGUCACCUCCAGUCUCGAGACUUUCGAUCCUGCGGUAGGAGAUUCGCACUCCUUCGGGUCGGUUGUUACUGAAGGGCGCUUCAAACAUACAAAGAGGGUUAUUGCGGUCGUGGCUGGAGAAAACGGGAACCUACUCCGCCUUACAUCGCUUGAAAAGGAACGCCAAGGUUGGGAGCAGGAUCGAAGCAUCUGGCUCGAACUGCCCUCGAUAAGCGAAGGGGAGAGUGGAUACUGGUCUGGAGAUGCAACUCCUAUCCAGCAGGUGUGCUUCGCCCAUGGCGACGAUCGAUCCGCGUUCCUUGCUGUCCGCUUCAACUCCAAAACUGUGGUCUUCCGUCCGAUGAUUCGAGAGUCUCCAAAGCCUGCCAACCGCUCGCGAUUCUACGAGUUACCACCUUCACGCGUCGACUCGAAUCCGAUACUUACCAUAUCGUUACGGCAAACCGGAGGUGAACCUCAUGCAGACAUCAGUUUCAAUCCGGGCUACCAGCGUCAACUCGGCAUGGUGGAUCGCAAAGGAAGAUGGAGCGUUUGGGAUAUUGAAGGAGGUCACAGAUACGGGACUCCAUACACACUGAAAACGAUUACCAGGGGACUUCUCUCUAAUCGAGAGGAUGAUUCCGAAGAUGAAGAAGCCGGAGUUCGAGAAGAUGGCUGGGCUAGGAUCCUGUGGGUUGGUGAUGUUAACACCAUCAUUGUAUGCAACAGGCGACGAUUAGAGCUCUAUGGCGUCACAGGUGGUGAGACUGUUCGCCUGCAAUGCCCGCAACCGAUAGCGGUACGUUCGGACGACUGGAUUCUGGACGUCCGGAAUCACGCUACCAAUGCACACCAAUUUUUCCUCCUUACAUCCACACACCUUCUUCUCAUGGCAGUGACUUGUCAGGGCGAAGUUGUCGGGCGUAGCGAUCUUGUUCCAGGAGCCAACAUCGUCCUUUCCUGGACUCAUUUCCGGGGGCUGGAUGAUAUUACCCUCAGAUUAUCUGUGCCAGCGCUCUCUGAGGACGAGUCUACAGUGCUCUUGUUUUCGCAGCUGAACACCCUUAUUACAAUCUUCAGUUUCCGAGCACACGCGCUGGAUCCAGCUUGUACGAUAUCGAGCUCGGAUCCCCAGAGUCUCGUUCUUGCGGAUUUACCUAUAUCUUACAAACGCCGAGUCCAUAUCAUGGAUCUUCAUAUGGAGCUCAUUCCUUACCGCCAAGACGUGCGACAGCCUUCAACUGGACCGGGCAAUAUGUACCUGGAGCGCGGUGUGACAUUCUACCGUAUAUCAGUAACGCUUUCGGACUACAGUAUUCAUCAGGCUCUUUUCUAUGUUACUCCCACGAGUUCGAAUUCCGGUUACCAGAUUCCGUUGUUUGUUGAACCUCUUUCCUGGAAUUACAUUGUGCAGUCGAAUGCAGGUGAUUUUCAGUCGGCUACUUUGGUGAAGGAAGACGAUGAUUUUGUCACGUUGGACGGGCUGCAAAUUGAAGCUGUGACGGCUCGGGCGUCCAAGUAUCGAAAUGGUAGGCUGAGGCGUUUUGCUGGGCCACGCUUCCUAGAAAUGCCGGAGUCCGCCGAUGAAGGCGCACGUCUGAGUUUGGAUUCUAUAUAUGACAACGUCCUUCAUGGCGAAGCCCCAACAUCAAACGCACCGAUUUCUCCAACGGAGUCACAAGACAUAGAUACUCUUAUAGACCGAGUACGCAGAUUGCUCCUUGGUGAAGAGGUUGACGAGGGAGAGGCAGGAAUACUGUCGCGAGGCACUCUAUUCGAGUUACCAGAUAGCAACCUUGUUGUAUCGGACGUUGACAAUGCUUCCUCCCUCCUAGAAGCACUGGUCUCCCCUGUCGCUCCUCGACCACUACAGCAAAUCGCCCGGACGGAAACCCUUCAUCUAGGUACCCCUGAUUCGGUCAGUCCGACGCUUUCUCAGAUCUACGACGGUCUUCUUGAACACUGGAUCGCCUCUCUUCCUCCAACGGUGCCCAGCAGCAUGCGACGUAGCAAAGAAGAAAUUGCGCGUCGUGUUGCGGCAGAGAUAAUGCUUGCCAGUUUCAGGGGCAGCCAUUCGGGUUCUGUCGGAGCUGAGACGACGGCCCUCAUGGCCGAUGAGUACAACCAAAGUAGCUUGCCCGUCCCUUUGGGUACGGCUUCCUCCCAACUUACGGCCUCUCAACCGGACGUGGUUCCACACAGCAGGGACAUUGCUGAUCCCGUCUCAAGGCUCUCUCAUCGUUUGAAGUUCACGAAGGCUUCGCCGACAUCGUCAAGCAGUAUCAAGCAAGUCCUCAUGCAUUGGCAACCAGGAAAACACCCUGGGACAUACGACUGGACAGCCACAACACAAGCCGUUAAUGAAGAGUUUGACAUUGGCGAAGAUGGCGAAGAAGUUGAUGAUGAUGAGGGCCAGAAAACACGGGACAGGCGCAGGAGAAAGGCGGAGCGGCGUCUCAAGCGAGAAGAUGGACUAUCUGACGUCGGACACAGACAAGUUGAAAGCCAACCUGUGCUAGGGAGGGACGUGUUUGGUGUGAAUAGCUCGCCACCUCCAGCCAUGGGAUGGGGCAUGAGUAGUCAGACGCAGAAUGGAUCACAGAGCCAGUCUCAAAAUCAGGGGCUAUCCAUUAGUGGUGGAUUCGUUCAAAGUCAGGUUGAGCCUGGGCGACAUGGAGGAAGGCCGCUGUUGAAGAAGAAAAAGAAGGGCAAGAACAGGGUUAGUGGCUUUUAG